Messenger RNA from Dictyostelium discoideum AX4, 240 nucleotides. RefSeq lists its product as hypothetical. NCBI's taxonomy places the organism in Eukaryota, Evosea, Eumycetozoa, Dictyosteliales, Dictyosteliaceae. The transcript is spliced from 2 exons. Bases 1 to 240 code for a protein of 79 amino acids. The record is from RefSeq and is a predicted model, not a curated record.
AUGUCUAGAAAGGUCAUAGUCUAUUUCUUUAUAGAACAUUCAAAAUGUUCGAGAGAUGCCGAAUGGGAUAGAACAAGAAAGAUAGUAGAAAGGCAAUUACGUCAAGAACUAAGAUGCACUGAUAACCAAGAAUCAAUCAAUCGGACCGCAUCAAUAAAAAGAAGACUCGAAAAAUUCAGCCACAACUGGAACUCGAAACUCAUGACCAUAAACAUCCCGGAACACUUCAUACCAUACUGA